AUGGACCUGGAAAGACUCAAGCAAAAUCUCCGCCUUCGCUCUGGCCGAUUAAAAAAGACUCGCAAGGCCACCGGAAAGCCAACCCCUGCUGCCGUACAGUCAAAGGUGCCAGAUGCUCGCAGUAAUUCGACCAAUUUCGCCAGGCCGUCGUCUCAGCCGCCAACCGCAGCGGUCUAUAGUCCUAUCGGAGAAGAGCCUUCUCUUCGCAACUGGGACACGAAUGCCACACUUCCAAUAGCCGGUCCAGCAAGUCCUCCAGACCACCGUCCUGACCAGCCUCGUGCAGCAACUCGUUCAUAUCCGAGUUCGGACCCACGAGAAUCGUCGCCUGCCAGAUAUGGUCGAUCAGGGAUAGAACGACCUCAAACAGGCGACUUGCCAGAGCCGACAAAAGGCCCUCCGCCUGUCCACAGAGCCAUGUCAGAAACCGAUAUGGGGGCAGUGCUAAAUUCAGAUGCUUCGGAUGCUGUGGACUUUGACCUGCGACCUCCGCCACCUCGACCAAAGCCGCCCUCGCUGGAGUCACUCGCAGAGUCGUUGUUUUCUCCAGAGCAUCUCAAUGUCCUGCUUCGCCAUCCUGAUUACUUGGCUCGCUUCACAUCCUUUUUGGCCAAAUAUCAACCGCACAUCCAACCCGUUCUUCUGAGAUUUCUCGCAACCCAAAAGGCGAUCAAGGCUGUCGAAUAUGCCAAUGCCGUGGCCGAAGGAUUGGAGCUGGUGCCCGCAGCAGAUGAUGGACCUUCCGUUGCUGCUAAGCUCGACAAAGCUUUCGCGGAAUCGAAUGUUUCUGCAUUUCGACUACUGGCCGACACCGCCCUCCCCGCGUAUAUCACCUAUAACUUGGUGAAAGUGGCAAGCGACUGCCUCAUCGACGAGAUCACAGGAAGACAGACGCCGGGUCUGGGAGACCUGGUCGGGGGCCUGUCCGAAAUCUUUUGCUUGACGGACCCGAAGCAAGAAGACAACCCCAUCAUCUACGCGAGCUCCGAGUUCUAUCGUUUUACAGGGUAUGGGCCCGAUGAUGUGAUCGGAAGAAAUUGUCGAUUUCUCCAAGGGACCAAGACGAAGCGAGAAUCGGUAUCGCGCUUAAGAAGCAGCAUUGAAAAUGGUCAUGAGAUCUCUGAGACGCUGCUGAACUAUCGCAGAGAUGGUAGACCGUUCAUAAACUUGUUGAUGAUUGCCCCACUUCAUGAUGACAAGGGCAACGUCAAAUACCACAUCGGUGCCCAGGUCGACGUUACCGGCCUGGCUGAGCGUGGAAGAGGCCUAGAUGGGUUCGAGCGCUAUCUGGUGACCAAGGAGAUUGAGAAGCGCGAGAAAGAGCUCAGAGGGAACGUUGUUGACGCAGAUCCAGCGCGUGCACGCAAAUCAAAGGCGCUUACCAAGUUGCGCGAGCUUAGUGAGACGUUCGACUUGGAAGAGUCCGCCGUCGUGCGUUCGCACAGCAGGUCCGCUUCUUCUACCAGAGAAGAUGAUGAAUACAGCACUGGCAGUAGCCGGAGAGCACCUCGGCGCCUCAUCGCGGACCCUGAUUCUUCCUCACAUGAAGACGAGGAAGAUCAGGGAUCACAGGAGGAUGGUACUUGGAAACUCGGUGAAUUUGGACAAUUCGGCUCAUCUGGGAAGUUGCCCGGUGUCUACGACAGCUACAUGCUCAUCAGACCGGCACCUUCGCUAAGAAUCGUAUUCGUGUCUCCUAAGCUACGUCGGCGGCUAGGUGAUAUUAUCCAGCACCCAUUCCUAUCGCACGUUGCUGCCCCUUCGAGGACGUUGGCAGGCCUUAAAGAGAGUUUUGGAACUGGCGUCCCUGUGUCGGCCAAAAUCCAUUUCAUGCGCAACCGGGGGGAGCGGCGAGACGGCACAAAGAUCAGCGCGGACAAGAAGCCGGAUGAAGCGGGCCAGAGCCGGGUCUGCUGGAUCUCGGCCACGCCACUUCUGGGGAGCGACGAUAAUAUUGGCGUCUGGAUGGUUGUGAUUGUUGACAAAAUGAAAGUGUUAACGACACGAAGACGAGAGAACGGGUUGGAAACGAAUGAGAACCAGAACUCAGUCUCUGCCAACACGGGGCUUCCCACGAAAAUCGAUGUACCUCCUUAUGAAUCGCUCGGGCAACAACAGUCGCCGCGAGAAGACAAGACAUCCGACCAGGACGGGCGACCUGGAGACACACCUAUCAAACCGACCAGGCUUGAUCAGUCCGCAGACUACCGAAACACGGUUCGGUCGCCUUCACCCCCGAGGAAAAAUGGAUUCGUAGACAAGGACGGGCCGAGGCAGACUGACUACGACGAGUCACAGCAGGUGCUAGACCUCCAAUCAGGUCUUGCUAGCCAGGCCAAUGCCGAGCAAGAAUCGGAUUUUGUUCCGGUGAACACCAACCAUUCGGACCACGGCUUUGACAGUCCAGCAGUCUCCAAUGACGGGUCUGAUGGACAGAUGGAACAAGCUUACGAAUCAAACGAGCCUCAACCAGGGCAUACAGGCGCUGAUAGCGACGGAGAGCCGGAUGCACCAACAACACUGGAGGUGGACAGUGCUAUUGAUAACUCGCUCGCGGCAGUCAAGGCUAGCGUCGCGCGGCUUGCCCUCGAGACACCCUACAGUCAUGACAUGCACGACGAAGCGGACCCGUUCCAUGGGUUCUCGGACAACGAGGACACUCCGAGACGGCCACAGCAUUUGACACGCUUCGACAGCCGCUCCGACUCUCCCUCAAGACCGGGGACCAGUGCGAUGGAGUCUUCGUCCACGAGAUCGAACGGCAAGCAUUAUAUGGAUUAUCUCCUUCAUCCGGGAAGCAGGGCAUCGUCUGAAUACAACCGCCCACUGUCUGGGAGCGGACUCAUGUCGUCGAUGUAUCAUCCCGAUGAUAUUGAUUAUGGAGAUGAAGGCGAUGAUUCCAAUGAGGCGCAAUGUGUAAGGACUCCCUAUAGUGUCGAUUGA
Molecule: messenger RNA, 2943 nt
Organism: Capronia coronata CBS 617.96
Lineage: Eukaryota; Fungi; Ascomycota; Eurotiomycetes; Chaetothyriales; Herpotrichiellaceae
Exons: 1
Coding region: 1-2943 (980 amino acids)
Cellular component (GO): nucleus
Source: RefSeq, a predicted model, not a curated record